Dictyostelium discoideum AX4 is the source of this 3693-nucleotide messenger RNA. RefSeq lists its product as hypothetical. Lineage: Eukaryota; Evosea; Eumycetozoa; Dictyosteliales; Dictyosteliaceae. The coding region runs from base 1 to 3693 and encodes 1230 amino acids. The transcript is spliced from 4 exons. The record is from RefSeq and is a predicted model, not a curated record.
AUGCAAAUAUAUUUAUUUAUUUAUAUAUUUUUUAGUUCAUUUUUUAAUAUCAAUGGAUCAAUAUGUAGUUUUAAAAAUGCAAUUAAAGAUUCAGUGAUUGAUUUUGAACCAAUUUUUAAUUUAUAUGUUGUUGAUAUGGGUUUUGUUGGUACAUAUGAAUCUAAUAUUUAUUUUGACUUUUGUACAAAUUCCCCUUUGGUUGAAUGUAAUGGAAUAGGGAUUAAUAUUUGCCAAAAACUUUCUUCAAGUGAAAUAUUCGAUUUAGGUUCUCUUUUUAAUGUUAUUUUUAGCGAUAAUAUAAUACAAGUUACAUAUAAAGCCACAGUUGUUGAUGGAGCUCUUUCAACUUGUGCUGACCCUACAGCAUAUGAGAAAUAUAAAAGAGUCACCGAUUUCCUAUUUACUUGCGAUAAAGAUGUUCCCGAAAAAACCGUUGUUUUCGCAUUAGAGACCCAACCAUGUCACUACGAAAUUAGAAUGGUUGGUAAAGAGUUUUGUGAUUGUGAUAGUUGUGCACAAAUUCAUUCAUCUUGUUAUAAUGGGAGAUGCCAAUGUGAUCAAUAUACUACUGGUGAAACUUGUAAUCAACUGAAAAUUAAAAUUGCCCAAGUAAUCUCAACAUCUAUUAAUGGUGGUAGGGGUUAUUUAUUUGGGGAUUUUGGGUCUAUUGUUUCAAAUUUUCAAGUUUUUAUAGGUGUUAUACAAUGUGGAUAUACGAGUUUAAUAGAUCCUUCACAAAUUGAAAUUUUAGCACCUCCAGGUUCUGGCUUUCAAUCUAUUACAAUAACAGAUGGAAUAUCUUCAUACCAUUCACCAAUUUUAUUUGAAUAUACAUUUACUACAUGCUUAAAUGAUUGUUCUCCUCCUCAUGGAAAUUGUGAUUUAGCAAUUGGGGUUUGUUCAUGUAAUAAUCAAACUUUUGGAACAAAUUGUGAAUUAUUAAAUAUAAGAAUCGAUUCAAUUAUAUCAACAACUAUUAAUGGUGGAGUUGGUUAUUUAAAUGGUGAUUUUCGAUUUAUGACACCAAAUUUCAAAGUUUUUGUUGGUGAAACAUUAUGUACAGAUGUCGAAUUGGUAAAUGCUACAACUAUUAGAAUUUCAGUACUACCAGAUAAUGGAUUUAAAAAAGUUAAUAUUUCAGAUGGAAUUUCAUCCUACGAUUCACCAGUUUUAUUUGAAUAUAUAAAUGUUCCUUGUUUAGGUAAUUGUUCUCAACCUCAUGGAGAAUGUAAUUUAUUUUUAGGUGUUUGUACAUGUGAUAAUCAAACCAAUGGAAUAGGUUGUGAAUUUUUAAAUAUUAAAAUUGAUUCAAUAAUUUCAACAACAAUUAUUGGUGGAGUUGGUUAUAUAAAUGGUGAAUUCCAAUUUAUUAUUCCAAAUUUCACUAUUUUUGUUGGUGAAACAUUAGGUACUGAAAUUGAAUUGGUAAAUGAAACAACAAUUAGAAUUUCAGUACCUCCUGGAGUUGGUUUUAAAAAUGUUACAAUAACAGAUGGAGUAUCUUCAUAUCUUUCACCAAUUUUAUUUGAAUAUAUAAAUGUUCCUUGUUUAUAUAAUUGUUCUCAACCUCAUGGAGAAUGUAAUUUAUUUACGGGUUUUUGUACAUGUGAUAGUCAAACUAAUGGAACAGGUUGUGAAAUCUCUAGAAUCUAUAUCGACUCAAUUGACCCAACUGAUGAAAAUGGAGGAAAAACUUAUUUAUAUGGAUUCUUUGGUAAUACAACUUCAAAUUUAUUUAUUCAAAUUGGUGAUAAUCAUUGCAACAAUACUCAACAAAUUAAUGAAACUCUAAUAAAAUGUUAUGUUGGAAUUGGUUCAGGUUUUAAAGAUGUUUUACUUCAAGAUAGAGAUUUACAAGUUAAAGUUGAAAAAUUAUUUCAAUACUUUGCACCAAUAACAACAAACGCUCCAAAACCAUGUUUAAAUAAUUGUGGCGGACCCAACCAAGGUGUAUGUUUAUCGUCAGGUUGUUCAUGUAUUUCACCAUGGAUAGGGAAUGACUGUAUGUAUAAAAUUGUGAAUAUUCCUCAACCAUCUAUUAAUUAUUCAAAUCCAAUAACUGAAAUACCACUUUUUGAAUCAAUUAACAAUACAAAUAAAGAAAUUGAAAAUAAAUUAUUUAUUUCUUUAAUUUCAAUAGUAAAAUUAAGAGAAUUAGAUUUUAAUUCUAAAGAAGUAAAUUCAUUUACAUUUAAAGAAUGGGAAUUUAAAAUAAUAAAUUCAGAAACAAGCCAAUUUAAAACAAACUUUAAAAAUUCAGGAUUAAAUACAAAUGUUACAGUAACAUUACAAUGGUUUAAAACAGAAGCUGACUUUGAAUUUGGUAAUCAAGUUAUUAAAAUGAACCCAUCAUCUAUUAAAUAUACAAUUGAAAUUUCAGAAUUUAAAUUUUUAAGUAAAUUAAAUCAACUACAAUUAAUAAUGAAAGCAUCGAUUUCAGUAAAUAAAACAAGUGAAAUUUGUGCAGAUAAAGAAUUUGGAGAAACAUCAAAUGGAGAUGAUUCAAAUUAUUUAAAAGUUCAAGUUGAUAAUCAUUCGUUAUAUGGUAGAUUCAUUAAAAGAGCAUUAAUCGAUUCAAUUCCAAGAUCAAUUGAAAAUGUUCAAUUAGAUUCAUCAAUGAAUAUUGUUGAUAGUGCAUCUGAAUCUCAAUCAUUUAUUGGUAUUUCUGUACCAUACUUCAAAAAACAAAUUAUAAUUGAUCCUGACUUUUCAAUAUUAGUUGGUACACCUUCAAAUUCUUUUAAUUCAAUUUGUUCAUUAAAUGAUUCAAAUAAUUUUUCAAAAACCAAAAUUUCAGCAAUUGUAAUUAGUGGUUUCUUUGGAAUUCUCACAGUAUUAACAAUUGCAAUUUAUAGCUACUACAAGAAAAAACAUGAUAGAAAUGUAAUAAAUGAACUAAGAUUAAAAAUGACUACAAAACAAGUUGAUAUUUUAAUAUAUAAAUCAGAUGCAAAUGUUAUUGAAUGUCCUGGUUCAGUAUCUAAUGAAAAUUUAAAAAGAGUCACAGAUUUUCAUUUUAAUUGUAAAAAAAAUGUUUCGGGUAUAUCUGUUAUUUCGGCAUCAGAGAGCCAACAAUGUCACUACGAAAUUAGAAUGGAUAGUAAAGAUUUUUGUGAUUGUGAUAAUUGCGCACAAAAUCAUUCCUCUUGUUAUAAUGGAAAGUUUUUUAUUGGAGAUUUAAAAUGUGAAUAUACGAAAUUAAUAAAUCCAACGAAAAUUGAAAUUUUAACACCUCCAGGUUCUGGCAAUCAAUCUAUUACAAUAACAGAUGGAAUAUCUUCAUACCUUUCACCAUUUUUAUUUGAAUAUACAUUUACCCUGUGCUUAAAUAAUUGUUCUCAAUCCCACGGUGUAUGUGAUUUAUCAAUUGGUGUUUGUGCAUGUGAUAACCAAACAAAUGGAACUGUUGUUGAAAACCCAAGGAUCUAUAUUGACUCGAUUAACUCAACUUACGAAAAUGGAGGAACAGCUUAUUUAUAUGGAUACUUUGGUAAUACAUUUUCAAAUUUAUUUAUUCAAAUUCGUGAUAGUCAUUGCAAUAAUACUCAACAAAUUAAUGAAACUUUAAUUAAAUUUGAUUUAGGAGAAGGUUCUGGUUUUAAAGAUGUUUCACUUCAAGAAAGAGAUUUACAAGUUAAAGUUGAAAAAUUAUUUCAAUACUUUGCACCAAUAACAACAAACCCGCCAAAAUAA